AUGAAAGGGUUAGACCAAUGUGAUAAACACCGGAAAGUUCUAAAAUUCUUCUGCGAAGAUGAAAAUCAGCUCUGCUGCAGUACCUGUGCUGUUGUUGAACAUCGAAAAUGUCACAGCGUUGUUGACAUUCUAAAGGUCGCUGAAAGAUCAACCUAUGGAAGUUCAACUUUAAAGGUUAAAUUGGAGGAAGUGAGACAGAAGGCUAACAAUAUCGUAGACAGCAUUGUCUCAUCAAAAGAGAAACUAGACGAAGAUGCUAAAGAAAUACCAGUAAAAAUCAGACGAAUGCGGGACGAAGUAAUGAAAAUGUUUGACGAGUCGGAAAUUUCCGUUGUUAAAGACGUUCAAUCGUUUCAGAAAGAGACAUUAGAAAAGCUGACAUUGAAGCAGUCACAGAACGAGAAAUAUCUAGCUGAUAUAACGACGUGUCUGGAAAUCAUUGACAACGUGUAUCAGAAUGGAACUAUGGUACAACAGUUUAUAAUAGAGCAGAAGUUGAAGAAUGACGCCAAUGUUCUUCACAAAAAUGUCGGUGCAGAAUGUAAAGGUUUAGAGCCCAUUACUGUAACCUUUGAUUUUGAUGAAACAUUAAAAAUUCCUCCGCUGCCAGUCACUGAUUAUGUUCCAGGACAACUGACUCUAAAAUGUUGUCUGUCAAAGGAAGCAAAUACUAUAGUUCCUGUUAAGAAAACAAUGAUACUUACACCAGUGAAUUCCAUUGAUUUAAAGCAGAAAGGGGAUGAUGUAAAAGAGCCAUUGUAUGCAGGGAUUGAUUUCUUACCUGAUGGUAGACUUGUUGCUGUUGAUAAUAAAAACAAGAAAUGUUUAGUUUACAACGAGAAGCUUGAGAAAGUAGGAUCAUAUCAAUUAUGUUACCAGCCACUAUCUGUUGUUGCUGUAUCUGAGGAUGAAGUAGCGAUAACAAGUCCCGCUGCAUUAAAGUUAGACAUUCUACAUGUUAACAAAUCUAAUGAUAUAACUUUAGAUAGAACAAUCAAAGUGACAACAGUAUAUGGCUCAAUAUGUCUAAAAGAUGAUAAACAUUUUGUUGCCGGGACAAUAGAGCAUUCAACACCUGUUCGUAUUAUAUCAUCUACAGGAGGGGAGAAAGAUUUCAACAUCAACUUUCCGAAUAAGUCAUAUCCUAUAGGGAAAGGCGCUUGUACUUACAUAAGGAGCAGUGACAAAAUGGUGCUUACAGAUAAAAACGAUGAUACUGUCUACAUAUAUGACGUCAAGACAAACACGAAAGUCGUGGUGAAGGAUGAUCAGAUAAAGGAACCACGUGGUGUAACAGUUGGCCCCUAUGAUACUAUCCUAGUUUGUAGUAAAGAAACAAAUUCUAUUGUACAGAUAUCACAAACAGGUCAGAUCUUAUCAUCACACAAGACAGACACGAAAUUUCCGAAUAUUGCAUGUGUCUCACAUGAUAAAUCAUUUCUUGCAGUAACAAACACAUGUAACGGUAAGAGAAAACUACAGAAGUUUAAGAUAUCAUAUUGA
Molecule: messenger RNA, 1503 nt
Organism: Ruditapes philippinarum (Manila clam)
Lineage: Eukaryota; Metazoa; Mollusca; Bivalvia; Venerida; Veneridae
Exons: 1
Coding region: 1-1503 (500 amino acids)
Biological process (GO): positive regulation of DNA-templated transcription
Cellular component (GO): chromatin; nucleoplasm
Molecular function (GO): ubiquitin-protein transferase activity; zinc ion binding
Source: RefSeq, a predicted model, not a curated record